CGGCGUCAUGGGCUACCAGUUCAAGCCGGACACGCCGCUGCUCCAGGUGAUCUCACGAGACAGUGUAUUGGUACCAUUUUUCAAUAGAACAACAUUGUUUUCACAUGGCACAUGUCUCUGUGAAUUAUCUGUACAAUGACAAUGUAAUUCCUUGUCCAGCAAGAUAUCCAAGUCUGUCCCCAAUAGAACUUAUGUGGGACCAGCUCAGAUGUCAACUCAAACCCAGUGAAAAUAUCCAGGAUAUCAAGGACCAGUCACAACAUUUACAUGGGGUUGGAGUGACGGAGAGCUGGUGCGACUCUACUCGUCACGACCGGUACGUGCUGUGGACUUGCAGCGUGAGUACUUCAAUGCAUCAGAUGUUGCACGUGGUGAUGUCACUGAGGAGCCUCUGGGACCAGUUCUCAACUCAGACAGCAUGCAUGAUUGAGCCGCUCUGGUAGUCAGCAACUUUUUUAUGCUCAAUGGCUGGUGUUGCAAAGUACAUUGGCAAGAGUAGUGGCAAGCUUCAGAAGAGGACUGAAGAUCCUUG
Schistocerca nitens (vagrant locust) is the source of this 532-nucleotide messenger RNA. RefSeq lists its product as uncharacterized. The transcript is spliced from 4 exons. Lineage: Eukaryota; Metazoa; Arthropoda; Insecta; Orthoptera; Acrididae. The coding region runs from base 105 to 443 and encodes 112 amino acids. The record is from RefSeq and is a predicted model, not a curated record.